AUGGGGCCGGGCCGGCUGCUGCCCCUGCUGGUCCUGGUGCCGACGCUGCCCGGGGGGCCCCGGGCGCAGGAGCCGCUCCCCAGGGAGUCCCACCACCUCAACUGGGACAAGUUUUCAGGGUUCUGGUACAUCCUGGCCAUCGCCUCCGACGCCCAGGGGUUCCUGCCGGGCAGAGACAAGAGGAAGCUGGGGGCGUCCGUGGUGAAGGUUCAGCGGAGGGGCCAGCUGGAGGUGGUGCUUGCCUUUAACCAGUCGCAGGGGUGCCGGGCACACGUGCUGAUCCUGCGGAAAGACAGGAAGAAGGCCGUGUUCAGGAACACCUGUGCGUACCCGCUGGGCCCGCGGGAGGGCGGGGUGAAGGGGGUGGAGGGCUUCCGCGUGCUGACCACUGACUACAGCCACAGCGUGGUCUCCCUGCGCCUGGGCCGGGCCGGCCGGACCACCAAGGUGCUGCUGCUCUUCAGUGAGUCCCGCGGCCGGAGCCCCGCUGGCCGGGCGUGGGGGGCCAGGGCAGCGGGCGCCGACCCCACCAGGAGGACCCCACGCUCUCGGCCUCAGCUGCCCCCAUCACCCCCCAAGGUCUCCCGGGACCACCCCACUGGGGCCUCCACACGCCUUCGGGGGGCAGGAGCACGCAGCCCACGGCGGUCGGUCACGGCCCGAGGGGUGCGGCCUGGCAGGAGGGUGCAGCGGGAGGUGGGGCUGGCGACGGUGUGA
Molecule: messenger RNA, 717 nt
Organism: Hippopotamus amphibius kiboko
Lineage: Eukaryota; Metazoa; Chordata; Mammalia; Artiodactyla; Hippopotamidae
Gene: LCN10
Product: lipocalin 10
Exons: 5
Coding region: 1-717 (238 amino acids)
Molecular function (GO): small molecule binding
Source: RefSeq, a predicted model, not a curated record